CCGUAUUGUGAAGUCACAAUCCAAGAUGGCGCUGCCCGUGCGAACUAACUUGAAACAUCUCUUCAGAUUCAUUCAGAAGUUUAAUUCCCCGAAAAGGGUACUCUGCGCUGAGGUCUGUACGGAAAACAAGGUGUCUCCUGGUGGGCGCGUAUUCUCUGGGAUCCAGCCAACUGGGGUGCCCCACCUCGGUAACUACCUUGGUGCACUGGAGAACUGGGUGGCCCUGCAGAACCAGUAUCCUUCAGUGCUCUACAGCAUUGUGGACCUGCACUCCAUCACCCAGCCUCAGGACCCAGCCCAACUCAGGAGCAACAUACUGGACAUGGCAGCCAGCCUGCUGGCCUGCGGCAUCAACUCAGAUAGGGCAAUACUCUUUCAGCAGUCUCAGGUGUCCGAGCACACUGAGCUCUCCUGGAUCCUCGGCUGUCUGACCAGCAUGCCCCGCCUCCGACACCUACCUCAGUGGAAGAUGAAGAGCAAACAAAAGAAUGAAGGCAGUGUUGGUCUCUACACGUAUCCUGUCCUCCAGGCCGCCGAUAUUCUCCUCUACAAGUCCACUCACGUCCCUGUCGGAGAGGAUCAGGUCCAGCAUUUAGAGCUGGCUCAGGAUCUCGCUCGCAUCUUCAACAACCACUACGGAGACUUGUUUCCUGAACCUGGCGCGCUGCUCAGCUCAACGCGAAAGAUUAAAUCUCUGCGUGACCCGUCUGCCAAAAUGUCCAAAUCCGACCCCCAAACGAUGGCGACGAUUACCAUCACAGACUCUCCUGAUGACAUCGUGCUCAAGGUUCGCCGUGCUGUUACUGACUUCACCUCUGAGGUCACGUUUGACCCGGAGACGCGGCCAGGUGUUUCCAACCUGGUGACGAUCCAUGCUGCCAUGGCAAUGAUCAGUGUGGAAGAAGCAGUGUCCCAGGCCAGAGGGUUGGACACAGGUGCCUAUAAGAAGCUUGUAACUGAGGCUGUGAUACAGAGAUUGACUCCCAUCAGGGAGGAGGUCAAGAGGCUAAGGUCGGAUCGUGCCCACUUGGAGGGAGUGCUGGCCCUAGGGAACCGCAGGGCUCGGGAACUGGCUGCGCCGGUCCUCAGAGAGGUCCGACAGCGAGUUGGAUUCUGCUGAGAGGCAGCUGGGCUGGAAAGUAAAGGCACAUUUAUACUGCAGGCCGUGCUCAGUACUUAACUGCUGCUGAUAUCAAAUUUUAUUCCAAUGACUGUUUAUAUCUUUAGGAUAUUCAAGGAUGUAACUCAUUUCAUAACACAAUGUGUUGAAAGCAACGUGGAAAAGACUCAACUGCAGUGUAAUGUUUUGUUCAGACUGCAAACUGAUUGGUGGACAACAUAUUGUUAUUUUCUCCUCUGAGUUUGUCUCAUUGGAAUGAAUUAAUUUCAUGCAGUUGUAGUUCUGAACACAGCCCAGCAAGAAUGAAAGAUGUCACUUUUGUUUUUGUGCAUGCACUACACACUCAUUGGCUGUAUGUGUUUCCCUAAAUUCCAACAGAAAAAAACAUGUAAACAAAUAUUUGCAAGUAAGAUUCAAAACAUUCAUUGGUGUUUUAACAUGUGAUUCAGACACUAUUUCUCCCCUGAGCACUCAAACACAACAGUAAACAACACAGUUCAUCAAAAGUGCUUUACAAAGCCGGCAGAAAUGGAAGAAAGGACUGUGAACAUACAAAUAAAAGUACAUAUUCAAGAAAUAAACCCUCCUACAGAU
Micropterus salmoides (largemouth bass) is the source of this 1714-nucleotide messenger RNA. It is a transcript of the gene wars2, whose product is annotated as tryptophanyl tRNA synthetase 2, mitochondrial. The transcript is spliced from 6 exons. Gene Ontology annotation, molecular function: ATP binding; tryptophan-tRNA ligase activity. The coding region runs from base 26 to 1120 and encodes 364 amino acids. Gene Ontology annotation, biological process: mitochondrial tryptophanyl-tRNA aminoacylation. Gene Ontology annotation, cellular component: mitochondrion; mitochondrial matrix. The record is from RefSeq and is a predicted model, not a curated record. Lineage: Eukaryota; Metazoa; Chordata; Actinopteri; Centrarchiformes; Centrarchidae.